ACUGCAACUGUAAAAUGCUGGGAUCUACUUAUUAUCCAUGAAGAAUGAAACAGGUUUAAAAAUUGAAUUGGUAAAACUCACUGAGCAUUAGGACCCAGCAGAAUCCUCUAAUUUGCUAUAUAUUCUGUGAUUCAGCCACUGCACAGCUACUCCUCCUUAGUCCAGCUUGGGUUUGUCUUUCGGUAAUUCCAGGAUCUAUCCAGUUUGUAGAGUGAAUAUCUGGAGACAAUCAUGCUGGGAAUUGGAGCUAUAAUAACAGGUGCAGUUAUAACCACUGCUGCUGCCCCGGUGAUUCUGGGAGCUGUGGGAUUUACCAGUGCUGGAAUAGCAGGAGGCUCCAUUGCAGCAAGUAUGAUGUCUUCAGCAGCUAUCGCCAAUGGGGGAGGAGUAGCUGCUGGAAGUCUGGUGGCCCUCCUUCAAUCUGCUGGGGCGGCUGGAAUCCCAGUAGCUGCCAAACUUGGACUGGGAGCUGCAGGUGCUUUCAUUGGUGCACUUUUCUAACAUUCGAAAAUAAAAAUGCCUAAAGACAACGGAAAAUAAAUAAUUUUUAUUCUGAAUCAGAGGAGGGAAAAGGCAACUGAAGCCUGAUGCUGAAAUUCAAUAAAAGCUCUGCAUAAUCGAA
Hemiscyllium ocellatum (epaulette shark) is the source of this 622-nucleotide messenger RNA. Its product is annotated as interferon alpha-inducible protein 27-like protein 2A. Gene Ontology annotation, cellular component: membrane; mitochondrion. Gene Ontology annotation, biological process: apoptotic signaling pathway. The transcript has 4 exons. Lineage: Eukaryota; Metazoa; Chordata; Chondrichthyes; Orectolobiformes; Hemiscylliidae. The record is from RefSeq and is a predicted model, not a curated record. The coding region runs from base 232 to 501 and encodes 89 amino acids.